Messenger RNA from Chilo suppressalis (striped riceborer), 2133 nucleotides. The record is from the annotation of a GenBank genome assembly. NCBI's taxonomy places the organism in Eukaryota, Metazoa, Arthropoda, Insecta, Lepidoptera, Crambidae.
AUUUUGUAUGUAAGAAAUCUUUAAUUGAUUCGUUGGCGAAAUUUGAUUUUGUUCGUAGGAAAUACGUGAAAUAGAAAUAUUUUUGUACUUUUUAAACUCUCUAGAUAUGUUUUAGGCCAUAUGUGAGAAAAUUUAAUAAAUUGUAUUCGGUAGAGAUCCAAGUCAUCAUGUCCGCUCACGAGCAAAUUAGGGCAAUGUUGGAUCAAUUGAUGGGAACUGCACGAAAUGGCGAAUCGGAUAGGCAUGGUGUGAAAUUUUAUGAUGAUUCGGUGUGCAAAUCGUUUUUGUUACAAUGUUGUCCUCACGAAAUUUUGUCGUCCACAAAAAUGCCCCACACUAGUCUUUAUUGCUCAUCACAAUACUUAACAGAUGAGGGAUAGAUUGUAUGAGUUAGGCUGUUCUCGGAUGGAUUUAGGUGAGUGUCCAAAAAUACACGAUCUGGCUCUGCGUGCUGAUUAUGAGUUAGCCUCCAAAACCAAAGACUAUUUCUAUGACAUUGAUGCGACAGAACACUUAGAGGCUUUUAUAGCGGAUUGUGAUCGACGCACCACCGCAGCUAAACAACGUCUUGCCGAAACACAAGAGGAGUUGUCCGCUGAAGUUACUGAAAAAGCAAAUGCUGUCCAUGAACUUGCAGAACAGAUCGGUCAGAAGUUGGCACGAGCCGAAGCUUUGGGUGAGGAAGGAAUGGUGGAAGAGAGUAUUAAACUGAUGGGAGAGAUUGAAGAGUUGCGUAAAAAGAAAGCAGUCGCAGAGCAGGAAUACCGCAACUCGAUGCCAGCGUCGUCGUAUCAACAGCAGAAAUUGCGUGUGUGUGAAGUAUGCUCUGCAUACUUGGGCAUCCAUGACAAUGACAGACGUCUUGCUGAUCAUUUUGGUGGGAAAUUGCAUCUUGGUUUCAUUACUAUUCGAGAGAAACUCGCUGAGUUGAAGAAAACCGUGGAUAAACGUCGCGAAGAGCGCGGCGCUUCGGAACGCGAACGCGGAGGCGGGCGGCGGCACUACGUUGGAGGGAGGGAGUUAGACCGCCGCGCGCGUCGACAUCGCGAAUCCGCGCGCGACCGCGACCGUGACCGCGGCAAGGAGACCGACCGCGCCGAACGCGGCAAGGACAGGGAGCGCGACCGCGAUCGCGAGCGGGAAAGGAGGCGUAGUCGCUCCAGGAGCCGCAGCAGACGCGAGGGGUCCCGCGGCCGCGACCGCGAGCGCGACGCGCGCCGCAGCAGAUCGCAUCGCUCCGGAUCGCGCGAGAGACGCCGAGAAUGAAAUGUGAAUAAAUAACUAUUGAAUUAGCUCACUACGCGCUACUCCACAAAUUGCUCCCGUGUUUCUUGUUCACUCUCAUUUUGUUUGUUUAUGAGUCGUACUUUAAUCACGUGACGUUUUUCAGCAUCUUUUUAACCAUUUGAUGUUUUUAGAUUAAGAUGGUACAUAAGUAUCAUAUUUUUUAAGUGACGCUUUUCUUUUUAGAAAUGAAUUGGUCAAUAAAAAAAUGUACACGUGAUAUUUCGUGUUUUACAGACCUCUCUUUUGUAGCCUCACGUGAUUAAUGGUCGGUCCUUAACAGCAUUUGCUUAGCCAUGUCAUGUCGUCAGAGUAUAAUUUUCAUUCAUAAAUUUAUUAAUAUUGAUUCACGGAAUAUGUUGCAUUGCCAUUACCGAUUCGUAUCUUUGGAUUCUUUGGUGUGAGUUGAAUGCCGGCAGUUGACUAUUUGUAUUUGUAAACUCGAGAGCAGUCUUUCCUUUUCAUUACCUAUAGGUAAUGUAAUAAGGCUCUAUAGAGCAUGACAAGGACAACCCGUUAUAGUAAACAUGAACAAGUAAGUGUAGGCGUAAGUAUAUUCUGACAAAGCAGAAACGCGCAUAUAAUAAAAUGAAAAUGUCAUUGGCUAUGGCAAAAGCAAUGAGGUUUAGCGACUGACGAUAGACGCAGAUUUUCUUUAUAAGCAUGUAAGGUUGCCGACUAUAUGCCGUUUCUAUCUCUUUUAAUACACUAAAGAAAUACAGAUUUUUGUUAUCUCUAAUGCGCUUUUUAACUUAGUCCGGUUUACACUGAAAACUACCAAGUAUGUUUAAAAAAAUACAUAAUUUCCGCCUCCAUCAUUUACUAUGUAAUUAAUUCCUUUUACAUUGC